ACUCGCUCGCUCUCCUCUUCCUCCCUCCUCGCACCACCAAGCUCAGCUCUGCUCUGCUCCGCAAUUUGCUCGAAAGUCACCUACUCAGACAUACCAUGGCGCCAUCAGUGGCCUGCUCCUUCUUCUUCGACAACGAGCUGCUCGGCGAGCCCGGCAUGCCGGCGAUGGACACGUGCGCGCUCUGCGCCAAGCCGCUGGCGCGCGACAGCGACGUCUUCAUGUACAGAGGGGACACGCCCUACUGCAGCGAGGAGUGCCGCGACGAGCAGAUGCACCUCGACGCCGUCUGCGCCAAGCAGGCCGCGCGGAGGCAGCAGCGGUUCUCGGCGGGGACGGAGUCCCACCGUCGGCAGCGGCAGUCCAGGAACGUGUCGGUCGCAAGCUAACCGGCUGGCCGCUAAAAGUUUUGCUUGGAUCGACAAGAUCUAAAUUCAGAAGAAUACAACAUCUGUUCCUUCAAAAAAGAAUACAGCGUCUGUAUUCUGAAGAAUCGUCGUCGUCUCCGUCUCUCCGGCCGGUGCUCUAGCCUGGUGCGGUGGAGGCACCGGAGGCAGCUUGGCGCCGCCUACAGGAGGCAAGGCAGGGCAGCCGGCAGCAGCAUCAGGCGGCACGAAGCAUGUGUCCAUGGCAAGCUAUUUAGGCUGCCCAGAUGGGAGGAAAUUGUACUUGUUCUCGGUCGAAAACAGAAAAGUAAUCGCCAUGGAUCUGAUGAGAGCAAUCAAACAUGAUUAACAUUCUGUUUUAACUUCUACUCCCUCCGUCCGAAAAUACUAUAUCUAGAUACAUCUUCUUUUAUCCAUUUUGAUGACAAAUAUUUCUAGACGAAGGGAAUACGUACUAGUAUUUGGGUCGCCCUUCUGCGCCUCUCUUUUAGUUUCCCUUUAAUGACUGGAUCAUGUUUGGUUUUGGGUACCACAUCCACAUGCAACAGCAGUGUCACUGUAAAUACAUCAUGGCAACCAACCUACAAAUUAUCAUGCCCCUA
This is a messenger RNA of Triticum aestivum (bread wheat), 985 nucleotides long. RefSeq names its product FCS-Like Zinc finger 2. The record is from RefSeq and is a predicted model, not a curated record. The transcript has a single exon. NCBI's taxonomy places the organism in Eukaryota, Viridiplantae, Streptophyta, Magnoliopsida, Poales, Poaceae. The coding region runs from base 96 to 386 and encodes 96 amino acids.